Sabethes cyaneus is the source of this 1248-nucleotide messenger RNA. RefSeq names its product zinc carboxypeptidase-like. Bases 1 to 1248 code for a protein of 415 amino acids. The record is from RefSeq and is a predicted model, not a curated record. Gene Ontology annotation, biological process: proteolysis. Gene Ontology annotation, molecular function: metallocarboxypeptidase activity; zinc ion binding. Lineage: Eukaryota; Metazoa; Arthropoda; Insecta; Diptera; Culicidae. The transcript is spliced from 4 exons.
AUGGUUUUUAAAUUCGUGCUGCUGGCGGUUAUUCUAGCCGCUGGCUCAUCGGUUAUCGCAGCUGAAAAGGCUCGAUUCGAUAACUAUCGUCUCUAUCAGGUUCGAAUCGAUAACUUGGAACAGCUGGAAGUGCUACAGGCUAUUGAGCAGCUAGGUGAAGGUUACAAUUUCUGGGCUGAACCGGUGCAAUUGAACAGCAAAGUCGACCUUGUUGUACCGCCUCACAAGUUUGCUGAGUUCUCCGAGUUGGUUGAUCGACAUGGAUUAGGCGCGGAAAUGACUGUGGAAAAUCUACAGAAGUUGUUUGAUGAUGAGAGCCGGCGAACCACGAAGGAAGAUUUCGGAUGGAAUGCAUACUAUACCUUAGAUCAGAUUUACGCCUGGAUGGAUGGCCUUGUGGCACAGAAUCCCGGUGUGUUGAGUUCGAUUGUGGGUGGAACAUCGUUUGAGGGUCGGGAAAUUCGUGGAGUUAAGGUUUCCUACAAGGUAGGCAAUCCGGGUGUUUUCAUGGAAGGUACGAUUCAUGCUCGCGAGUGGGUUAGUGCGGCUACGUUGACGUGGAUUUUGAACGAGCUGGUAAGCUCUUCGGAUCCACAGGUGCGCAACAUUGCGGAGAACUACGACUGGUACUUCUUCCCGGUUACUAACCCCGAUGGUUACGUUUAUACCCACACGACGAAUCGCCAGUGGAGGAAAACUCGACAACCGCAUAGUAUUCUUUGCUUUGGUGCCGAUCCUAACCGCAACUGGGGUUAUAACUUUAUGCAGGGUGGCGCAUCCAGUACACCGUGUUCUGAUACAUUCGCUGGACCGGAAGCAUUCUCGGAACCAGAAACUAAAUCACUAUCAGAGUUUUUCACAUCGGUUGAAUCAACGAUUAGUACUUAUCUCGCAUUCCAUUCUUACUCUCAGCUGUUAUUGCUCCCGUAUGGACACACGACUGCCCCCUUGGAUAACUAUGCGGAAAUGAUGGAGGUAGGAACGAAAGCAAUACAAAAACUUAGGGAACGCUUCGGAACAGUAUACAGGAUUGGCAACAUCGCUGAAGCUAUUUAUGUUGCAUCCGGCGGCAGUAUCGAUUGGAUCAAGGGAGUUUACAAAACUCCGAUCGUGUUUGCAUAUGAACUACGUGAUACGGGCACUUAUGGAUUUGUACUACCUCCACAGCAGAUCAUUCCCAACUCUCAGGAAACCCUCGACUCUAUUAUUGUUAUCUUGGAGGAAGGAAAAAAUCGUGGAAUUCAUUAA